UCAAGGCAAAAUUAAAUACGUGGAUUGGGAGUGACGGUGCUCGAAUAUGCAGGCUAGAGGAUCUAUUUAAUUUUAAAAAACACCCAGGGCAUUUCAUAUCACCGGGAUGGGGGUAAGACGUUGCUGACUGCUGACCCCCACCGAGUAGGUGGGAGCGACCAGAAAAGACGUCAACUAUUUACCACGCCCAUUUUGAAGAACCCCCAGUCCCCUUGACAGACACUCGAUGCUCAAGAGCCAUGGCCAUGAAUCUCGAUCUUACCCGCCCACUCUCGAUCUCAUCUAGCAGUGCAAGACACCGUGCAUCUGUUCCAGCGAGCCCCGCUUCCGAGAAUGACACUCCGCCCUCCCACGCGGUCACUGUCGCCCUGCGAUGGAACGAGUCAAAGACUAUGAUAUGGAGAGUACUGGCUACUUUCUGGGGUGCACUGGUCAUGGGCGCCAAUGAUGCAGCAUAUGGGGCGAUAAUCCCUUACCUCCAGCUUGACUACAACAAGAGCUAUACUAUCAUUUCCCUAGUAUUCCUGUCCCCAUUUCUGGGCUACACCAUCUCCGCUGUCGUUAUUAAUCUGAUCCACCAGCGCCUUGGUCGUCGUGGCGUGGCGUCCAUCGGCCCAGCAUGUCACUUGCUUGCCUUUGCCGUCAUCUCAGCAAAUCCCCCCUUCUCGGUGCUGGUGAUAAUGUACAUCUUUGUCGGACUUGGCAGCGGGAUCCAGAAUUCCGGGUGGAAUGUGUGGAUCAGCAGUAUGGCCAAUUCUCACGAAGUCCUCGGAUGUUUUCACGGAUUCUAUGGCAUCGGGGCUACAGUUAGUCCUCUUGUUGCGACUAGCGUGAUCACGAAAGCUGGCUGGGAAUGGAAUUCAUACUAUUACCUUCUGACGGGGGCUGCGGUUUUAGAACUCGUCAACGCCACUAGCGCCUUCUGGUCGGAGACUGCAUCCAAGUAUCAACAGGAUCAUCCGUCUUCUGCUGAUAGAGAUGGCGGUGGGUCUCUCAACCAGACCCGAUUAUCACUCACGUACAGAGUCACCUGGAUCUGUUCAAUCUUUCUCUUCCUGUAUGGCGGCAUCGAGGUCGCUAUCGGAGGUUGGAUCGUCGUAUUCAUGGCCAGUGUCCGCCAUGGCAGCCCCUUUGCAUCUGGUAUGGCUGGAACAGGCUUCUGGCUCGGCGUCACAAUGGGCCGCUUUGUACUGGGGUUCGUCACACCUCGCAUUGGAGAGAAAAUAUCGAUUAUCGUCUACAUUUUGCUUGCUAUUGCGCUUGAAUUGGUCUUCUGGCUCGUUCCGGAGUUUAUCGUCUCGGCCGUAGCGGUUGCACUGGUUGGGUUCUUCUUGGGAACCAUUUUCCCCGGCGUUGUGGUGGUUGCUACUCGGUUGUUGCCAAAGCACUUGCAUGUCGCAGCCAUUGGGUUUGCAGCUGCGUUCUCUAUGGGCGGGGGAGCCGUCUUCCCUUUUAUGAUCGGUGCUAUUGCGCAGGCCAAGGGAGUGACAGUACUGCAGCCCAUCUUAGUGGCGAUGUUGGCUGUUGCGCUGUUGAUUUGGGGGACGGUACUGCGGGCUCCGGUCUCGCAGUCACAGCAUGAAGUUUGAUAGAGACUGGCCUAUCAAUAAUGGAGCCAGUGUUCGAUCUUGCCAAUCAUUCUGCAAUCCGGUUGGACGUGUCUAGACCAGGAUAGAGUUGAGGAGCUGAUAUAAAGCCCUAAAACU
Molecule: messenger RNA, 1706 nt
Organism: Aspergillus wentii DTO 134E9
Lineage: Eukaryota; Fungi; Ascomycota; Eurotiomycetes; Eurotiales; Aspergillaceae
Product: MFS transporter
Exons: 3
Coding region: 240-1589 (449 amino acids)
Biological process (GO): transmembrane transport
Cellular component (GO): membrane
Molecular function (GO): transmembrane transporter activity
Source: RefSeq, a predicted model, not a curated record